Vigna radiata var. radiata (mung bean) is the source of this 2145-nucleotide messenger RNA. Its product is annotated as bifunctional dihydrofolate reductase-thymidylate synthase. Gene Ontology annotation, cellular component: cytosol; mitochondrion. The record is from RefSeq and is a predicted model, not a curated record. NCBI's taxonomy places the organism in Eukaryota, Viridiplantae, Streptophyta, Magnoliopsida, Fabales, Fabaceae. The transcript has 12 exons. Bases 197 to 1807 code for a protein of 536 amino acids. Gene Ontology annotation, biological process: dTMP biosynthetic process; one-carbon metabolic process; tetrahydrofolate biosynthetic process. Gene Ontology annotation, molecular function: thymidylate synthase activity; dihydrofolate reductase activity.
UCUAUAUAUUUGCUCUCUCUUGUUCCUUUGUUUUCUCUGCCUAUGAACCUCUUUUCUCCUUCUCUUACAAACUCUGACUUUCAGCUUCAGCUUCUGUUUUUCUUUCACUAUUUUUUUCUGCUUCACAUUUUGCAAUUUUUAGACAGAAGCAGAGAAGAGUUCGCACAACAUUGUUAGCAGACUUUUUGGUCCUCUGAUGGCAAGUGAUUCUUUUGUGAUUUCCAAUGGCAAUGGCAAUGGCAAUGAAAGUGGCAAUGGCAAUGGCAAGUCAGAGCCUCUUCCACAGAGGACUUACCAAGCAGUAGUGAUUGCCACCAGAGACAUGGGCAUUUCUAAGGAUGGAAAAUUGCCCUGGACGUUACCCACUGAUCUCAAAUUUUUUGAUGAGAUCACUACUAUAACGUCUGAUCCGGGGAAGAAGAAUGCUGUUGUGAUGGGUAGAAAAACAUGGGAGAGUAUCCCUCCUGAGGAUAGGCCUCUUCCUGGUCGCCUUAACGUUGUUCUGACUCGCUCGGGUAGCUUUGAUAUUGCAACUGCAGAGAAUGUUGUAAUAUGUGGAAGUGUGUCUUCUGCUAUGGAACUGUUGGCUGCUUCUCCGUACUGCCUGUCAAUUGAGAAAGUAUUUCUUACAGGAGGUGGUGAGAUAUUCAGAGAGGCUCUCAAUGCACCUGGAUGCGAAGCUGCUCAUAUUACAGAAAUUGAGGCAAGCAUUGAGUGUGAUACUUUUAUGCCUCGAGUUGAUACCUCUCUAUUUCAGUCAUGGUAUUCAUCAUUUCCUUUGGUGGAAGACAACCUCCGCUAUUCUUUCAACACUUAUGUGCGUGUAAGGAGUUCUCCGGCUGAGUCCCUAAGUCAGAAUGCUGAUCCAGUUUUUGAUAAUGGUUCAGACUCUUUAAAAUUUGAGGUCAAUGAAUUUUCUUUUCUUCCGAAAUUCAUUUAUGAGAGACAUGAAGAAUUUAAGUAUCUAAGUUUGGUUCGAGAAAUUAUUUCUGAAGGCACAAUUAAGGAUGAUAGGACAGGGACUGGUACCUUGUCGAAAUUUGGCUGCCAGAUGAGGUUUAAUCUGCGCAGAAACUUUCCGCUUCUAACAACCAAGAAAGUAUUUUGGCGAGGGGUUGUUGAGGAGCUUCUUUGGUUCAUCAGCGGCUCAACAAGUGCCAAGGUGCUGCAAGAAAAAGGCAUUCAUGUCUGGGAUGACAAUGCAUCUAGAGAAUACCUUGAUAGCAUUGGUUUGAGAGAAAGGGAGGAGGGUGACUUAGGACCUGUUUAUGGGUUUCAGUGGAGGCACUUUGGAGCCAAGUAUACUGACAUGCAUGCUGACUACUCUGGCCAAGGAUUUGAUCAGCUUCUGGAUGUUAUUGACAAGAUAAAGCAUAACCCUGAUGAUCGACGGAUCAUUCUUUCAGCUUGGAAUCCAUCUGAUCUUAAAUUGAUGGCACUUCCCCCCUGCCACAUUUUUGCGCAGUUUUACGUAGCAAAUGGGGAAUUAUCGUGUCAAAUGUAUCAGCGAUCUGCGGACAUGGGCCUGGGGGUGCCAUUUAAUAUUGCAUCUUAUGCUCUCCUGACAUGCAUGAUUGCUCAUGUUUGUGACCUUGUUCCGGGUGAUUUUAGUCAUGUUAUCGGGGAUGCACAUGUUUACCGCAAUCAUGUGAGACCUCUUCAGGAACAGCUUCAGAAUCAACCAAAACCUUUUCCGAUUUUGAAGAUAAACCCAAAGAAGAAAGAUAUAGAUUCCUUUGUUGCUGCCGAUUUCAAGCUCAUAGGAUAUGACCCUCACAAGAAGAUAGAAAUGAAGAUGGCUGUUUAGGGAUCUUGUAUAACCAUAAGACCUAUAUAUUAAAUUUAUGGACAAAUAAAAGAAUAUCGCUGGAUAUACUUUAAGCUUUGCUUGUUACUACUGGGAAUCCUUUAGGUCCACGUGUCUCGUGGCUCUAAGGUGAUUUAGGUUAAGGGUUUUUUUCAUUUCUUUUCCAUUGUCCUGCUAUACUUUUGACUUUUGAGGUAUUUUUAAUAUGUAUUGUGUUGGCCAUUUUAUUAUGAUUCUUUAUCUCCUCCGGCCACAGUAAAAAUGAGCAAAGGAUGGAUUCAAAAAAUACAUAUAUGUAUCAAAACUCAAAGCUGCUUAAAAGAUGUUAAUUAUUUAUA